AUGCGUGCUUGCAUGCUGGCCUUUGCGUUCUCCGCAGUCAUGUACUCUGCCGCUGCCUUUGUAUACCCAGAAGCCGUACCUCUGCAUCGUCGACAAGCACCGGGAACGCCACAGUAUGAGUGCCAUGCCGAUUGUGGAGGUGUAAUCGUUGAUGCUCGCACUCCAGGAUAUUGUGAUUCGGCCAACUUCACGACCACGUUGGACGCUUGCCUUGACUGUGCGCUCCAAUACGAUAUCUGGCAAUAUUAUGGCGAAAGUGUCGCUGAAGCUGCCGAGGGCUGUGGCCUCGAUGCAACCCCUGUUCCCGCCAACGCGACCGCGGCGACAACCGGCACCUCUUCUUCGGCUACGGCUUCUGGCUCCGAGACUGCGAGCUCAUCUGCUGCGUCGGACACAUCGGCAGGUUCCUCAUCUGGCGCGUCGGAGACAUCAGCAAGCCCUUCGACUGCUGCACCGAGCAGCUCUGAGACUGCCACAGCUGCGGCCUCCGGUGCUGCAGCGUCAGCAACCUCUGAUAGUGCUGGAAGUCGUGCCCUCUGGACCGGUGGCCUAGCCAUGAUUCCGCUUGCUGCAGCAAUGGCGGACUUUGUAUAA
This is a messenger RNA of Exophiala spinifera, 594 nucleotides long. RefSeq lists its product as uncharacterized. Lineage: Eukaryota; Fungi; Ascomycota; Eurotiomycetes; Chaetothyriales; Herpotrichiellaceae. The record is from RefSeq and is a predicted model, not a curated record. The transcript has 3 exons. The coding region runs from base 1 to 594 and encodes 197 amino acids.